AUGACAUCUCUAUCUUUCGCGGGAUUCGCCAUAGUGGCCAAGGAAUUCCCCAAUUCGCAAUUCCUAGUUCGCGAGCGCGCGAAAUCGAAUCCGACAUUGCACCGUCGCCCCGAGUCGUUGGCGACAUUAUCCAAAUUGCAACCCACUUCAAUUCUACAAAAAUUCGGAAGUUCGGCUCCACUCCAUGUUGUUGGAGGGACUCACGCCUCGCGCUUUCGAAUGUCUGCACUUGCAGGAUACAUCCUCUGGCUAGACCGCGACUCCCCGUCUCUGCGGCCUUUCAACUUCCAAGACCUCUCCAUAUAUGCGCGCAAAACCGAAUGGAAAGAGGGACCCACUCCUACUUACACAUUUGUUAGCAUGUCAAUAUACUCAGUAUCCCGGAGCCGAGCGAUACCUAUUCAGGUUCCUCCAGUUCCGUCGACCCUGCAGGACCUGUCAGGUAUAAAGUUCGUAAUAACUCAAUUUGGACGUCUUAGGCUGUCGCUUGGCAUACACCGAAUCCUCAGAGGGAUAAAGGAAUGCGUCUGUACGUAG
Molecule: messenger RNA, 537 nt
Organism: Psilocybe cubensis
Lineage: Eukaryota; Fungi; Basidiomycota; Agaricomycetes; Agaricales; Agrocybaceae
Exons: 2
Coding region: 1-537 (178 amino acids)
Source: RefSeq, a predicted model, not a curated record